CAGCAGCGGCUGACGUAGAAGCCGCGGUUCUCGCCUCAGACCGGGCAGGAGAACCACCGGGACCUUGAGCUACGGACUCAAUUUUUAUAUAUAUAUAAAAUACGGACAAUGAGCACGGCGGAGCAGCAAGUCCACUCUGCCGCCUGAAUGUGAGGAAAACGGACCGCAGAGCGACGGGACACCGUAAAUCUGCCUGGAUACUCCACCCAGGAACCGACUGUGGAGGAUCGAUGUGAUUCCCGGAGGAAAGUAAAACGUGUUAAAAUGGCAACCAGCGGUCGCUCCCGGACACCGUAGACAGAGAGUCAGCCGGUCUUCAGCCGGCCGAUCAGCAGAUCUUCCAUCAUGUCGGCGGCUCAGACCCAGAAGGAGAAUGGCGAAGCAGGGUGGGGCUGCCUGGAGUCUCUGGGUCUCAGUCAGAGGGAACUGGUUCUGGCCGAAGCCCUGCAGAUGGAAUAUGAUGCCCUCUCCAGACUCAGACAGGACAAAGGAGAACCCAGCCAGACUGUAUCUCCAGCUCUCAGCCAGACCCGCUCCAAGACUCCAAAUCCCUCUAUCGAGCGCCCCCUACCCACUCUGAGCCAGCCCAUUCCUGCCCCGUCUGGAGGGGGUCUUCUGAGGGGGCUCUCUGGGUCUGACUCCUCCCUGAACCAGCCUGGAGGAUCCCGGUCUCCACACUCCGUCCCAGCCAGAAUGCCCCCUCCACAAGGGGGCUACGUCAAAGAGUCCCCAUACAUCCUGGACAGUCCUGAGGUUGGCAAGUUCAGAGAGCAUGCUGGGUCCAGUUUUGGGGACUCUCUUGGAUCUGGGUCAGGGUUUCUUUCCAAAGGCCCCCUCGACCUCUCCGAUAGCAUUCCCCCUGCUAUUCCUCCAAGGAACCCCAUCCCCCUGUCGGCAGGGUCAGAGAACCCAUUCCUUCUCCCUCGAGGGUCCACCACACCCCGAGACGUGAACCUGUUCACUCCCGACGUGGACCAGCCCAAAGUCCCCUCCAGAGACCUGAACUACGACAACAUCAACGAGUCUCUGAUCCGACUCAACGAGACCGAGCCGGGCCCUCGAGCUCACAGGACCAACACCGAACAAUCAGGGAAGCCAGUAGCUCGAAGUAAGACCCUGCCCCCCCAGGUGCCCCCCAGGACCUACGCACCUGUUCUGAAGAGCAACAAAAACCAGAGACGGGUUUCUGCUGACCCGGUGUCGCUGGGCUCCAGGAUGAACGGGUUUGGAUACGAGCUGUUCCAGGUGUCAGAGGAGCGAGACGAGGAGGUGGCAGCUUUCUGUCACAUGCUGGACGUGCUGCGCUCAGCGUACCCGCACAGCGAGCGCUCGAAGAACGCCGGCUUUGUGUGGUCGGCGGCUGUGAGCCAGGAUGAGCUGCAUCAGGCUCUGGGCGUUAGCGUGAAGGUUACGAUCGUCAGCGAGCACUUCAGGGAACCGCUCGCCUUCACCUGCGAUGGCUCGUCUACAGUGGACCUGCUCAUCUAUCAGACUCUGUGUUACGCUCAGGAUGACCUGGACCACAUGAAUGUGGAUGACUACCUGCUGAAGGUCUGCGGACAAGAAGAGUUUCUCGACAACUCACAGACUCUGGCCGGUCUGGAAUUUGUCCAACAAUGUCUGAAGUUUGACUGGGACGCCCGGCUGUUUCUGACUAAGAGGUUUUCCGUCAACACCGAGUUGGCCCGCACGAAAGAGGACGAUGACACAGCGUCCUCCAUGAACCACAGCAUCCUGCUGCAGGAGCGUCCGAUCAAACAGACUGUCACCAGGGAAGCUUUGACUUUGCUCCUCGACACCUUCCAUAACGAAGCCGAGUCCUUCCUGUUGUCGGAGGCGGAGCUGCCGCUGCAUGUGGAGCGUCUCGUCCAAUCGGCAAAAGCCCUCUGCAGUUCCUUGGCUGCCGUUGAAACGCCUGAUGUGACGCAGGCCCUGAACCAGCUUCCAGCAUGUCCCUGUCGUCUGCAGCCGAAAGUCCUGAAGGAUGCCUCAGUGCUGGCUGUCAGAGAGAACAGAGAGAAAGUGGUGGAGAAGCUGACAGCAGCCAUAUUGGAUCUGGUAGAGCUGUACUGCAGCACGUUCAACGCUAACUUCCACACCACGCCACAGAGCCAGUGCUGCACUGCGCCGGUCCAGGAGGCUGGCCUUGUCACCAACGUGCUGUCCUUCAACGUGUACGCUGCUCACCGCAUCCCCAUCACCUGGGCUGCCAGUUAUGAGGGAUUCUUCCUGUCCUGCUCGCUGACUCAUGGAGGGGCGGAGCUCUGUGCGCCACAGCACACCAGCAAACAGUCGGUCAGCAAGUACCUGUUCCACCUCGUGGUGUGGGACCAGAGAGUGUGUUUCCCUGUGCAGAUAAACCAGCUGCCUCGGGAGUCUCAGCUGACAGUGACAUUGUAUGCCAGCCCGCUGCCGCCCCCUGGAGGAGCAGAGGAGAAGGGGAAGCAGCGCCGCAGCAUGGAGGCCCUGGGCUGGGUCACCAUGCCGCUCUUCAACUUUAGACACGUCCUGACGUGCGGCAGGAAGUUGUUGGGUCUGUGGCCAUCAACUCCAGGGAGUGGAAAUGCCCGAACGAGUUCACCCAACUUCAGUCAGCCAGACAGCGUCAUUCUGCAGGUGGAUUUCCCUUCAUCAGCCUUCGAGGUUCGGUUCAGCACUCCCCCUCCUGCAGACUUCUGUCCUCAGUAUACAUUCAGCAAAUUGGACACUAUCAGUCAGAUUCAGCUUCAGGACGUUCUGCACAAGAAGGCCUUCUUCUGGCUGACAGCGGAGGACAAGCGGCUGCUGUGGGAGAAGAAGGCGUUCUGUCAGGCGGAGAGUGCAGCACUGCCUCUGGUUCUGGCCAGCGCCCCCUGCUGGCAGUGGGCUUGUCUGCCGGAGAUCUAUGCACUGCUCAGACAGUGGGCAUGUCUGGGUCACCUUGACGCCCUGGGACUGCUGCACGCCUCGUUCCCGGACCAGGAGCUGAGGAGGACGGCGGUCCAGUGGAUGGACUCCAUCUCAGACCCGGAGUUGCUGGACUUUCUGCCUCAGCUGGUGCAGGCGCUGAAAUAUGAGUGUUACCUGGACAGUUCUCUGGUUCGAUUCCUCCUACGGAGAGCCAUCGGAGACUUACGGAUCGCUCACUACCUCUUCUGGCUGCUGAAAGACAACCUCCAGGACAGUCAGUUCAGCGCUCGCUAUCAACACCUGCUGGCAGCUUUGUUGUGCUGCGCCGGUCGAAGUCUUCGGGAGGAGUUUGACCGUCAGUGCUGGCUUGUCUCCAUCCUCACCAAGGUGGCUCAGAAAGUCCGUGAUGCUACGCCGUCCAGCAGACAGUCUGUCCUCAGGGACGGUCUAGAGGAGAUGAAGCAGUUCUUCUCAGUGAACAGCAGCUGCAGACUUCCUCUGAACCCGGCGUUGCUUGUCACGGGGAUCAACAUCCAGUCAUGUUCCUUCUUCAGCUCCAAUGCUGUCCCUCUCAAGUUGUCCUUCCAGAACCUGGACCCACUGGGAGACAAUAUCAACGUCAUCUUCAAGUCAGGAGACGACCUGAGGCAGGACAUGCUGACUCUACAGAUGAUACGGAUCAUGAACAAAAUCUGGAUCCAGGAGGGCCUGGACAUGAGGAUGGUCAUCUUCAAGUGUUUUUCCACUGGCAGAGGGCGAGGUAUGGUGGAGAUGAUUCCUCACGCCGACACUCUGAGGAAGAUCCAGGUGGAACACGGAGUAACGGGAUCGUUCAAAGAUCGGACGCUGGCUGACUGGUUGCAGAAACACAACCCCACUGACGAGCAGUACGACAAGGCGGUGGAGAACUUCAUCUACUCGUGUGCCGGCUGCUGCGUGGCCACCUACAUCCUGGGAAUCUGCGACCGCCACAACGACAACAUCAUGCUGAAGACCAGCGGUCACAUGUUCCACAUCGACUUCGGGAAGUUCCUGGGACACGCGCAGAUGUUUGGAAACAUCAAACGGGACCGCGCCCCUUUCGUCUUCACCUCCGACAUGGCGUACGUCAUCAACGGAGGAGACAAACCGUCCAGUCGCUUCCAUGACUUUGUGGAUCUGUGCUGUGAGGCGUACAACCUGAUCCGCAAACACACACAUCUGUUCCUCAACCUGCUGGGCCUGAUGUUGUCCUGUGGGAUUCCUGAACUCUCUGAUCUGGAUGAUCUGAAAUACGUCUAUGACGCGCUGAGACCUCACGAGUCGGAGGCCGACGCCACCAUGUACUUCACCAGGUUGAUCGAGUCCAGUCUGGGCAGCGUCGCCACCAAACUGAACUUCUUCAUCCACAAUCUGGCUCAGAUGAAGUUCGCCUCGUCUGAAGAUCGCCCCACGCUGUCCUUCGCCCCCAGGAUCCACACAGCCAGAAGCGAUGGCAUCAUCGCCAACCUCUACAUCUGUAGACACGUGCGCACCAGCAAGGGCUACGCCUUCGUGGUGAAGGUGGAGCGUGACGGUCAGAAGGACGUUCAGCUCGUUCAGAGGACGUUUGAAGAGUUUCAUGAACUUCACAGCAAACUGAGACUCAUCUUCCCCUCAUCCAAACUGCCCAGCUUCCCCAGCCGUUUUGUGAUUGGUCGUUCCCGUGGUGAGGCGACGGCCGACAGGAGAAAGGAUGAGCUGAAUGGUUACGUCUGGCAUUUGAUCCACGCCGCGUCGGAGGUUGCUCAGUGUGACCUGGUCUACACCUUCUUCCACCCGCUGCCCAGAGAUGACAGAACCGGAACCACCAGCAGCAAGCCAGCAGAGAUCUCCUGGUCUCCAGCCUCGGGGAAAGAACUUGGUGAAGUCAAACUGUCCAUCUCCUACAGGAACGACAAACUCUUCAUCAUGGUGAUGCACAUCAGAGGACUGCAGCCCCUACAGGACGGAACCGACCCCGAUCCAUACGUGAAGCUGUACCUACUGCCGGACCCACAGAAGAUGAGCAAGAGGAAGACGAAGGCGGCGCGCCGCACCUGUAACCCCACCUACAACGAGAUGCUGGUGUACGAGCGGAUCCCUCGGGGGGACCUGGACCAGAGGGUAAUACACCUCCGGGUUCUGGGCGAUGGGGCCUUCUGGGAGAACACCCUGCUGGGGGAGACCUUCAUCCCUCUGAAGAAGCUGGUCCCGGGUCAGCAUUGGGUUGACUGGCACAAGUUGGGCGGUGUUGGUUCAGACUCCGCCCACUGACUGACAGGAAACAGGAAACAAGAAAGGAAGGUUCUCCUCUGGAGGACAGAGGAACAAAGGGAAGUCCUUCUAAAUCAAAGCCGUGUGGCUGGUCCUCCCUCAGAAAGCGUGGGGGGGACGACUCUUCAGGGGUUUAUAUGUAGUUUUUGGGAUUAAAAUAUUAAUAAUGUGAAAAUUUCCAUCACAGCCCGAUGGAAGAAUACUGACUCUUUAACCUUCAACUAACUGACUCACUCCUCCAACUGUUCACUCUGAACUGUUCACACAGUAAACUUUUAACUACAAACUGUUCACCUUGAAGUUUAAAACGAACUGUUCACAACAAACUGUUGACACCGAACUUUUCACAAAGCUAUUCAUGCAGCUAACUGUUCACUCUGAACUGUUCACACAGUGAACUUUUCAUAACGAACUGUUCACAGCAAACUGCUCACAACAAACUUCACUCUGAACUGUUCACGCAGCAAAUUUUUCACAACAAAUUGUUCAUUUUGAACAGUUUAAAACGAACUCUUCACAGCAAACUGUUCACACUUAACUGUUCACACUGCAAACUGUUCAAUCUGAACCGCUCAUGCUGAACUGUUCAGUGUGUGAACUGUUCAGUGUGAACUGUUCACACUGAUGAUGACGUGAAAACAAGCUGGAAAGGAGUGAUUGUCCAGUGGAGGAAGAGGAAGAAAAAAAAGGGAAGAAGGUGAAAAAUGCAGAAGAUUGUAAAGAAACUUGAAGUUUGUUUAAUUUCAUGAACUCAGAAAGAUUUUUAAUGUUUUUUAACUUUUCUUGUCUUGAAAUUAAAACAUUGAUGAACAUGAGAUGAAGCUAACAGACAGCAGGUAGAGGAGGAGGAUGAUGAUGUUCAGCUGCUUCAUUUCCAUCUCCACUUUGUUUUUCUGGAUGUUAAAAUGGACUUGAUUAAUUUUGCGCUGUAUACCAGAGACAGUGGGGUUAUUAUGGGAUGCUGUCGGAGCUGAAUGUUGGAUUUUGUAGUGACUUCUUCACACCUGCUGCUGAUCUGAGCGCGCUCAGAACCUGAACACCUGCUCACAGAGAAAAACCAGAACAGAGCAUGUUGACAUAUCCUGCAUGAAGCAAAGCAGUACAGCACACACUGACAGACGUUGAACGCACCUUUUUUAGUCCACAUUAGCAGCAUUUGUAGUUUUCUGUCAGGUUUAAAGUGUUUCCCGAGUUUCCCAUGAUGCUCGGAGCGAAGUUGCUCUUCAGUGGGAUCAUGUUGUUGGACAAACAUCCUUCAUACUGUGAAUAAAAAUACCCAACAGACGCUGUGAAAAUAAAAACUUCUAAACUUUUUAAAGCUAACUGUUUGUGCUUCAUCAGCUGGAGAAACUGGACUGAUUCAGUGAUCAGGUUCCUUCCUGACUCGAUGGUGGUUGAGAACAGGGAGAUGCGUCACUGUUGUCAGAAGAAGGGUUGAAGAUGUAAUUCAGGCGUUUCUGGUCUGAGUUUUAUUAGCAUGGAGGUCAGCUUGUUAUAAACUUGUUAACUUUGGGUUCAGGGUCCAAUCAUCCUGAGAAUCAAGUCUGAAAUUUGACACGGAAAAUAUGCAGGAAAUUUCCUUGAUACAAACACGGAAAACACACACAGGUGACUCAGACCUGCAGGUGAUGUUGAUUCAUCAGAUCAGAGCAGGAUGAAGUGAAGGACUGGUGUGUGUAUGUGUGUGUGUGUGUGGUGACACCGCCCACCUGCUGACGGGUGAGACUGAGCAUUUGUACAGGGGAAAAUGUGACCAGUUUUUUUUUCCGCAGUUUUAACGUUUUUCAUUAUUUGCACUAAAAAAAUAAACUUGAAGCUAUAAACUAUA
Molecule: messenger RNA, 6991 nt
Organism: Melanotaenia boesemani (Boeseman's rainbowfish)
Lineage: Eukaryota; Metazoa; Chordata; Actinopteri; Atheriniformes; Melanotaeniidae
Gene: pik3c2b
Product: phosphatidylinositol-4-phosphate 3-kinase, catalytic subunit type 2 beta
Exons: 32
Coding region: 346-5163 (1605 amino acids)
Biological process (GO): phosphatidylinositol-mediated signaling; phosphatidylinositol 3-kinase/protein kinase B signal transduction; phosphatidylinositol-3-phosphate biosynthetic process
Cellular component (GO): phosphatidylinositol 3-kinase complex; cytoplasm; plasma membrane
Molecular function (GO): phosphatidylinositol binding; 1-phosphatidylinositol-3-kinase activity; 1-phosphatidylinositol-4-phosphate 3-kinase activity
Source: RefSeq, a predicted model, not a curated record